AUUCAAACUACGUUCGUUCGCUGGUGAGUCUACUUCCUUGUCUGUUGGUUGUAAAUGAGAUUUUGUAAUGGUUUAAUCACCUUUUAACAAUUAUUAUAGUUACCUGCUAACAGUACUUCUUAUUAGACCUCAAAUAUUGGAUACCUUCGAACCAUGUCUUUCACUACCCGAUCCGUGGCUCUCGUAGGCCUAAUGGCCUUCUUUAGCAAACUUAGCCAUGCUCAAUCCGUCCCUAUUGCUUAUUGCGCAAGCAUCAACACGGCAUCAACAACGGGCAACAGCAGUAUAUACCAGUCUGACGGACUAUGCCAUGACUUCUGCGUAGCUAGCUUCGCCUUUGCUAUUGUUCAAGAUGAGGAGUGCUGGUGUAGCGAUUAUGUACCCGACGAGGCAACUCAGGUAGAUACCGACGAGUGUGAUACGGCAUGUCCUGGCUACCCGUCUGAUUUGUGCGGAGGUGAUGGACUAUGGGGAUACAUGUCUUUGAAUAAUGAGCCUUCGGGCACCAAGUCUGGGGGCUCCGCCUCUUCUACUAAAACGUCAGCUCCUGAUACAUCGAAAACAACGGGAGAUAGCUCUACAACCCCCACUACUCCAAGCGUAUCUACAGUGACAGCGGGGGGUACUGUUAAGACUGUUACGAUAAUGCCCACAGUUACGAGUGAUCCGGACGCCGCUACUUCACCGGAUACCAGCUCAAGUGAAGUGCCAUCGAAUCAGCAGCAUGGUCUCUCAACUGGUGCCGCAGUUGGCGUGGCAAUUGGUGUAUUUAUUGCCGUGGGUAUGGCUAUAGGUAUCGCUGUCUUCUUCUGGCUCCGCCGCAAAAGACGAGACCAAGGUGAUGCUUUCGCAGACUCCCCCGGAAGUCAGCGUGGAAGUUCAGCAGGUAUGAUGAGCACGCCAACAACCGCAAUGGCCUCGGUAUGGGAUGGCGAUACCGCAUCGGGAGGCCGGAGAAAUAGUCGAUUUAUGCCGCACGAUCCUCGCAUGGACCCAUUCGCAGCAAAUAUCUACAGCCGCGAGAAUAAGAGCCAGGAGAGCAUUAACACUCUUCAAGAUAACCACGAUUAUUCGCGAAAAGUACUUCGAACCACGAAUCCUGACCCGCCCGAUGGCGAAUAAGACUACAUGGUCCAAUUCUAUGGAUGGAUUGGGAAGCCGCUUCAGAAACGGCUAAUGACGUAGACGAUCUCUUUCUGGUCGGGUUCACAAUUGGACCAUUGCAUUGCAUUUUCGAGAUACCAGGCCGGCGUUUUCAGGAGAAUGAGAUUCUAGGACAAAGUUAAGGGGUUUCACGCACACAUAUACUUGGCAUCGUAGUUAACGAUGACACAUUCAAUUCUCAGUAUGGAUUUCGUUCUCUGGCUCGGUAUAUGAAUAUCCACCGCAAGGGGAGAAGGGUAGUUCACGGCAACUGCGAUAGUUAGACCGGCAUGCACGGCAUAUAAGCGCUCAGAUGGAUUUUGUUGGAUCUCUGGACUCGAUUGUAGGAGAAGUGGGCGGGGUGGCAGACAGCGUGGGUGGUAAGGGACGGCACUCGUAGUAAGGACGUACCGGCAGUACAUACAGGAAUAAUAAAAAGGUCAAUAAGCAAUCGUCAAUGGUUAAUAGUUAGAAGGUUUAGAGCUACUCAAGGAUGAGUAAGCCGGGCAUAUUUGGGAGUCAAUAUAAGAGAUGUUGUUGAUUUUCG
This is a messenger RNA of Daldinia vernicosa, 1690 nucleotides long. RefSeq lists its product as uncharacterized. The transcript is spliced from 3 exons. The record is from RefSeq and is a predicted model, not a curated record. The coding region runs from base 154 to 1122 and encodes 322 amino acids. Lineage: Eukaryota; Fungi; Ascomycota; Sordariomycetes; Xylariales; Hypoxylaceae.